Theileria orientalis strain Shintoku is the source of this 4374-nucleotide messenger RNA. RefSeq names its product ABC transporter. Gene Ontology annotation, biological process: transmembrane transport. Bases 1 to 4374 code for a protein of 1457 amino acids. Gene Ontology annotation, molecular function: ATP binding; ATP hydrolysis activity; ABC-type transporter activity. Gene Ontology annotation, cellular component: membrane. NCBI's taxonomy places the organism in Eukaryota, Apicomplexa, Aconoidasida, Piroplasmida, Theileriidae. The transcript has 3 exons. The record is from RefSeq and is a predicted model, not a curated record.
AUGAAUCAACCUUCAACCACUAUUGGAGCCAAUUCUGGCAUAGAGCCAGAAGAAUUCUUUUGGCAAAGUGAACUGUAUUUUAAAUCAUAUUUCAGGAGCAAAAGAGGUAAAGCGUACCCUCAUUACGAUAACUCGAGCAUCUUAAAGUUUUUGUUUUUUCACUGGGUCAACAAAUGGGUCAAUUUAGUCUCGAAACAAUAUGUUGAUCCUUACAGAUUACACCCCCUGCCAGUGUCGGACCAAAUACUGUACUGGCAGCCAAUAUUUUCUAAACACAUUAGCGACGCACUAUUUAGACUAGAGUCGUUUGAAAAUGCUAAAUUUAAGUCGGGAAAAGUCAGAUUGAAACUUUACUAUUCAGUACUGCUGAGGGCCGCCAUCUACACAUUCUGGAAGAGGCUCCUCUUUCUGAUCACAGGCUUAAUAUUCGUGAACAUUUUGAGCAUGAGUAUCGCAAUCUUGGUUAAAAAGUUACUGGGAAUCUUGAACGACAAGUCGUUCAAUUUUAUCAACACAUGUCUCAUUAUCAUAAAUCCGUUUCAGCACGGCAUGUGUCACCGGAGGAAGUUCGCGAACAACAUCAACGGCUCAAAUCCCCUGAACGUGUGCAACCAGGUUCUCCACAGCUGCUCACCGGACUCUGAGUGUUCAAAAAACCCAUUAUUCUGCCAGGCUCUGCGUUACCAGAACAAGGAUAUCAACUCCAGAAUAUUCACGCUGGAGUUCAUGGAUUCGUAUUACGUUUCGCUGAUAUUUGAGUCGAUAAAGUACAUGAUAGAAUUCUUGUCAAAUUUCAUUUACGGGAUCAUUCUAAUGUCGUUUCAACUUAAAAUAAACAUAUGGGUGCUUUACAUUUUAGGGUUUUUGUUCCUGGUUUUAAUCAUUUUAAUGGAAAUAGCAAACACGUUCGUCUUUAAACACAUUUCGCGCAUCAGGGACAUCAGAAUAACGAAGUCCAAUGACAUUAUACUUUCGCUGCCCAUCAUUAAGAAGACGCUCUACGAUGAUAUCGCAAUUACCAUCAUAACGCAGCUCAGAAACAAUGAACUCAUACUGUUCUUAGUAAGGGCGCUGAUAACGUACUUCAAUAUCACCCUAUACACGACGUGCGUUAACAUCUCAUUUUACAUUAUAAAAAGGUAUUUUAUAAAGUCAGUAAACGACGCCACUUUAAUCACCGACAUAGACACGGCAGGCUUUAUGGCGACGAUAUACAUAAUGCUGAAGAUAUACAAUUCAAUGUUCUUGGUGCCCAGUUCUAUAAAAAUGUUCGGAAUGUCAUACAUUUCAUACAAACGAGUGGAAGAUUAUGUGAAAGAUUGUUCUCCUAACUUUUAUAUCAGUGACAACAAGUACACUGGAUCUGUUCAAACGUCCACCGACAUCGCCAGCGCCACCAACCAGCUACCUAACGAUGUUGUUGUGUAUUAUAAGGAUGCCACGUUCACCUGGGUCAACUCCAGGGAGAACCUGUUGAGUCAGAAGUAUGAUCCUUAUUUGAAGAACAUCACCUUUGAACUCAAACGUGGCCAGAUGGUCAUUGUUACAGGUGCUCAGGGUUCUGGUAAAUCUAACUUCAUCAAGUCAAUGCUCGGUGAGAUGACCCUGGUUGGUGGUUCCAUGGCUGUUGUGCCUCUACACACUUCUAUGCCUAUAUUCUACGCAUCACAGGACAUAUGGCUACACCAGGGUACCAUUAGGUCAAACAUUACAUUUGGAUACAAGUUUGAUGAACACUUGUACAACACUGUGCUUAAAGCUGUUGAACUUGAAUAUGACAUAUCAACGUGGCUGCACGGUGACCUCAGAGUAGUAUCUGACAACGCACAUUCACUCAGUGGAGGCCAACGUGUAAGAAUGGAGUUGGCUCGUGCAGUGUACGCUUAUAUGGUAUUCCACCAGGUUAACUCUGACUACAACAACAACAAAUGUUCCUUUUUGAUGUGCCUCGACUCACCAUUCCAAGGUCUCGAUCCCUAUGUAUCCAAGUCAAUAUUCAAUAACCUGUUUAACCUUAAAACUGGCUUAUUGUUAAAGGAUGAUUUAUCAAUCGUUUUAACAUCGUCGAAACGAUACCUCGAAAUAUGUUCACGAAUGUCAGAUUUAACCCUGGUUCCCAAUCCCCCGAUUUUCAAAGUCAAGAACCAAACCCUUAAAUUUUACUCCACCUUGCACGACUUCAUUAAAAACAACAAGGUCGUCAAGAACGAUUACAACCAUUCAUCGCCCACACACAUCGGCACGUAUCAGAUGAAUUAUUUAACCAAUGAUAUGCUUAGUCUAUGUUCAUCAGGUUCCACUACCAGGCUAGGCCGAAGGGAGGUAACCAGGUCAAAAUACAGUAAAUCACGAAAGUCGUUCCUCAGCGACGAGUUCUCGGGAGUUAAAUUGAACCCUUACUACGUGUACAUGAAGCCAGCACUGAUCACAUUUGUCUUGUACAUACUGCUGAGUGUUUUGCUUAAUAUUAUGGACAGCGCAAAGUAUAUCUUGUCAACUGAACUUUCGGACUACAUAACCAAGUACAUUAAUAAAUUCAAGGACGGAGAAUCAGUAGACCUGAUCAAAAUUAAGUCACGAGCAAACCUUUCGAUGAAAGUAACGACCAUGUUCGUAUCCGUAAUAAUAGUGCUGUCAGUGCUGUCAACAAUACUUUACGCACUAGGCUACAUAAUAACAUCGCGGAAGAUCCAUGAGUAUGUAGUAAACUCCAUCUUUACGAACAGUUCAUCAGCAAUAAAGAUAAAAAAGGAUAUAAGUCAGAUAAUAACGUACUUCUCGUGCGAUAUUAAGAUCAUAGACGAGGACGUGGGUUACUUUUUAUCCCUGGUUUUUAUUUACCUGAUUCAGACGCUGGUCAACAUAUUCUCCCUGUUUUACCUCAUUCCGAUCUCCAUCCCCUUUGUGCUCGUGACGCUGGUUAUCCUGUACAAGUGUAUUUUGGUGCAACUGACGAGUUCCUCGAAGAACAUACAGUUCGGGUACAUAGAGGCAACCACGCACAUUAACUCGGUAUGCGAGAACGCCAUCACGGGGUCGUCCACCUACAGAAGUUUCAAAAAGGAGUCGCAGCUGGUGACUAGCCUUAUCGAGCAGGCCGACUACAGAAUGAGGUGCAAGUACCUGUUGUAUUCGCUUACGUCGUGGACGUCGAUACUGUCCAACUGGGUAUUUUCACUAUCCAUUCUGUUGGUACUGGUCAUUCCCAUAAUCCUAGAUAGAAUUACCGACUACACUUUGAAGAUGGGAUAUCUCGGAUUGGCGCUGUCCCUGUGUAUGAAUGUUCUCAAGUCUUUUGAUAAAUUUUCUUCGCUGUACUUUAAGAGCAUGAUGGCUAUCUGUUCAGUUCUGAGGUUCAGAUACUUCAUUCCUCCUGGCCAUAAGCUUAAAUUCGAUAGAUGUCUCAACACCCACGAGGAACAUUUAGUAAAUCCCACCAGAGGCGCCAUAAAGUUUGAUAGAAAUCAAUUGCUAACUAGAAGAGCAGCUGAGUUUAAGGAUGAUAACAAGAGAUUCUACAAAUUGAAAAGGCCGUUUUAUUGCCCUAAAAUAACCAUACUAAAUGUAGAUAACCAUUUAUCUCCUGAACAUACCGGCGUUGAGUUAAAAGAUGUGUGUGUACAUACAGGAUCCCACAGUGCAGAGAGUAUGAUUCUAAAACACUUCAAUGUAUCUGCUAAGCGUUCUGAGAUAAUUGGCGUUGUUGGCAGGACUGGUGCCGGUAAGACUACUCUGUUGUCAGUACUGCAGAACAUUGUUGAGAACAGAACAGGUCUCGUACUGUUGGACGGCAUGGAUCUCAAUAAAAUCUCCAAACACGUACUCAGACAGGUUAUAGGUGUUCUACCACAACUGCCAUUUGUGUUCAAGGGAUGGACUAUUCGCAGGUUCCUUGAUCCUAGGAAGCUGUUUAGUGACGAUGACAUCAACGAUGCGCUGGACAAGUGUGGUCUACUCAACUUAGUCAAUGAGCUUCCUGGUGGCAACAAGUUGGAUAGUGAUUAUUAUAAGGAGUGUGACAUGUUACUGUCGAACAGUCAGCUGAGGACACUCUCACUGGCCAGACUAGUGCUGUACCGAAACCUAUUCAGGGUCAUUCUGGUUGAUGAACCUCCAGAAAACUCAGAAGAAUAUGAGUACGGAGAACAGAGUCUAGAGUACAAGGAUACUGGAGUCCCAAUAUAUGAGUUACUAAAAGCCUACUUCCAACACUGUACAACAUUCGUCACGGCACACGAUGUGAAUGUAUUAAAGAGUUGUACUUCGGUUUGGGUAAUACACGACGGGUUUCUAGUAAGAACGUGCAAAACCAGUGAUAUCGCAGCAAGUGAAUCAAUCGCAAACAUUAUUGAAGAGAGUCUAAAAUGCAGUUAG